This is a messenger RNA of Megalops cyprinoides (Indo-Pacific tarpon), 5388 nucleotides long. RefSeq names its product otoferlin-like. Gene Ontology annotation, cellular component: presynaptic active zone membrane; synaptic vesicle membrane. Gene Ontology annotation, biological process: synaptic vesicle priming; plasma membrane organization. NCBI's taxonomy places the organism in Eukaryota, Metazoa, Chordata, Actinopteri, Elopiformes, Megalopidae. The transcript is spliced from 41 exons. The coding region runs from base 1 to 5388 and encodes 1795 amino acids. Gene Ontology annotation, molecular function: calcium ion binding; AP-2 adaptor complex binding. The record is from RefSeq and is a predicted model, not a curated record.
AUGAAGCUUGGAAAGACAAGAAGCUCAAAGGACCAUCACCAGAGAGGAGAUGAGCCCGCCAUCCUGGACACCGAGGAUCUGGAUGGGGGGGACGUGCACCUGGGAGGGGCUCCUGACCCCGACACCAUCUCGCUGGCCUCCGUCACCGCUGUCACCACCAACGUCUCCAAUAAGAGAUCUAAGCCUGAUAUCAAGAUGGAGCCCAGUGCUGGGAGGCCAAUGGAUUAUCAGGUUAGCGUGACCAUCAUUGAGGCUCGACAGCUGGUGGGACUCAACAUGGAUCCUGUGGUCUGUGUGGAGAUCGGGGAUGAGAAGAAGUACACCAGCAUGAAGGAGUCAACGACCUGCCCCUACUACAAUGAGUACUUUGUCUUUGACUUCCAUGUGCCUCCAGAUGUCAUGUUUGACAAGAUUUUAAAGCUGUCGGUGAUCCACUCCAAAAACCUCCUACGCAGUGGAACGCUGGUUGGACAGUUCAAACUGGAUGUUGGCACCGUCUAUGCACAGCCUGAGCACCAGUUCUACCACAAGUGGGCCUUCCUGUCUGACCCUGACGACAUCACUGCCGGGUGCAAGGGCUAUAUCAAGUGUGACAUUGCGGUGAUGGGGAAGGGGGAUAACAUCAAAACCCCACACAAGGCCAACGAGACGGACGAGGACGACAUAGAGGGGAACCUCUUGUUGCCAGAAGGCGUUCCAGCGGAACGUCAGUGGGCACGCUUCUACCUGAAGAUCUACAGGGCUGAAGGGCUGCCCAAGAUGAACACCAGCAUCAUGGCCAACGUCAAGAAGGCCUUUAUUGGAGAGAACAAAGACCUGGUGGACCCCUACGUGCAAGUGUUUUUUGCAGGACAGAAGGGGAAGACCUCGAUUCAGAAGAGCAGCUAUGAGCCCAUCUGGAAUGAGCAGAUCAUUUUCACCGAGAUGUUUCCACCUCUCUGCAAGCGGAUGAAGGUGCAGAUCCGUGAUUCGGACAAAGUGAACGAUGUAGCCAUCGGGACUCACUUCAUCGACCUGCGCAAGAUCUCCAAUGAUGGAGACAAAGGCUUUCUCCCGACACUGGGCCCCGCCUGGGUGAACAUGUACGGCUCCACGCGGAACUACACCCUGAUGGACGAGCACCAGGACCUGAACGAGGGCCUAGGAGAGGGCGUGUCCUUCCGGGCACGGCUCCUGGUCAGCCUGGCCGUGGAGAUCCUGGACACCACCUCCCCAGACGUCGUGAGCUCCACCGAGGUGCAGGUGGAGGGCGUCCCCAACAUCUCAGAGAAUGCUACUGGGAAGAUUGAGGAGUUCUUUCUCUUUGGAGCCUUCCUGGAGGCCACCAUGAUUGACAGGAAGAUUGGAGACAAACCCAUCAGCUUUGAAGUGACAAUAGGUAACUGUGGAAACCAGAUUGAUGGGGUGACCAAGCCAAAGAUGGCCAGGAGGAAGAAGGAGGGUGGAGAGAGCGAUGAGGAAGAAUCAGAGCUCAUCCAGGCGUGCAGCGAUGACGAGACGGAGGAUGACCGGGACUUUGUUUCGGUCUCCUCCACCCCGCCCAUGAAGCCGGUCAUCACUGACAGGAAUUAUUUCCAUUUGCCUUACUUUGAGAAUAAGCCCUGCAUUUACAUCAAGAGCUGGUGGCAGGACCAGCGCAGACGACUUUACAAUGCCAACAUCAUGGAUCAGAUCGCUGAUAAGCUGGAGGAGGGGCUGAAUGACGUCCAGGAGGUGAUUAAGACAGAGAAGGCGUAUCCCGAGCGCCGGCUGAGAGGCGUCCUAGAGGAGCUCAGUGAGGGCUGCAGUCGUUUCUUAACACUGGCCAACAAGGACCAGAACCAGGCUGGGAGAACGAAGUUGGACCGAGAAAGACUCAAAUCCUGCAUGAGGGAACUGGAAAAUAUGGGCCAGCAGGCGAAGAUUAUCCGUUCUCAGGUGAAGAAAAACACGUUCAAAGAGAAACUCAAGCAGGUUCAGAACUUUCUCCAGAAACUGCGUUUCUUGGCAGAUGAGCCCCAGCACAGCAUUCCUGAUAUCUACAUCUGGAUGAUGAGCAACCAGAAGCGCAUUGCGUAUGCCCGCGUCCCCUCCAAGGACAUCCUGUACUCCACAGUGGAGGAAGAGACAGGGAAGGACUGCGGAAAAGUAAAAACCAUCUUCUUCAAGCUCCCGGGUAAGAAAGGCUUUGGGUCGGCCGGCUGGACGGUGCAGGCCAAGACGGAGCUCUACCUCUGGCUGGGCCUCAACAAGCAGCGCAAGGACUUCCUUAGUGGCCUGCCCAACGGCUUCGAGGAGAACAAGGCCGUGAAGGGGCCCGGCAUGCAGUCCUCUCCCCCGAUCAGCCUCACCUACACCAUGAAACAGGUGUUCCAGCUGAGGGUACACAUGUAUCAGGCCCGCAGCCUGUUCGCGGCCGACAGCACCGGCUUGUCUGACCCCUUCGCCAGGGUCUUCUUCUCCACGCACAGCCAGGUCACCGAGGUGCUGAAUGAGACCCUGUGCCCGACGUGGGACCAACUGCUGGUGUUCGAUAACGUGGAGCUGUACGGCGAGGCCAACGAGCUGCGGGACGACCCCCCUAUCAUCGUCAUCGAGAUCUACGACCAGGACACCGUCGGCAAGGCCGAGUUCAUGGGCAGGACGUUCGCCAAACCCAUCACCAAGAUGGCGGACGAGGACUACGGGCCUCCCCGUUUCCCGCCCCAGCUGGAGUAUUACCAGGUUUACCGCGGCAACUGCACGGCGGGGGACCUGCUGGCGGCCUUCGAGCUGCUGCAGCUUGGUAUCGGUGGAAGAGCUGACCUGCCCCCCAUCGACGGCCCCACAGACAUGGACCGCGGCCCCAUCCUCCCAGUCCCCCUGGGCAUCAGACCCGUUCUCAGCAAGUACAGGAUCGAGGUGUUGUUUUGGGGGCUGAGGGACCUGAAGAGAGUCAACCUGGCCCAGGUGGACCGGCCCCGGGUGGAUAUAGAAUGUGCCGGAAAAGGGGUCCAGUCUGCCCUUAUCCAGAACUACAAGAAAAACCCGAAUUUCAGCACCCUGGUCAAGUGGUUCGAGGUGGACCUCCCCGAAAAUGAGCUCCUGCACCCUCCCCUGAAUAUCCGUGUGGUGGACUGUAGGGCCUUCGGCCGCUACACGCUGGUGGGGUCUACCGCUGUCACCACCCUCCGAAAGUUCAUCUACAGGGCGGCGGACAAGAGCGCCAACAACUGGUCAGCUGCAGAGGAAAUAGUCAUUAACACGGAGCCCGAGCCUCACAUCAAGAAGGUGGAGACGGUGGUGAAGCUGGACUCUACUUCUGAUGCGGUGGUGAAGCUGGAUGUGUCUGAUGAUGAGAAGGGAAAGAAGAAGAAGAGGAAGAAGGGGGAGGGGGAGGUGGAGGAGGAGGAGCUGGACGAGAGCAUGCUGGACUGGUGGUCCAAGUACUUCGCCUCCAUCGAAACUCUGAUGGAGAUGCUGCGGGCCCAGGAGGCACUCAUGGGAGAUGCGGAGGAGAGGGAGGACAUGGACAAUGACUCUCCCAUAAAAGGGUCCAAGGGGAAAGAGAAAGGGAAGGAAAAAUCCAAAGGUGGCAAGAAGAAGGCCCAGGCGGGGGAGGGGCCAGAGCGGCGGAAGGCGAAAAUCGAUGAGCUGCAGGUGUACAACAAAGAGCUGGAGCAGGAGUUUGAUGGCUUUGAGGACUGGCUUCACACCUUCAACCUGUACCGAGGAAAGAGCGGGGACGACGACGACCAGAGCGUGCCUGAUGAGGACCGCCUCAUCGGCCGCUUCAAAGGCUCCUUGUGUAUGUACAAAAUUCCAAUUGCCGAUGACAUCACCAGAGAACCGGGCUACGACCCCAGCAUGGGAAUGUUCCAGAACAUUCCGCACAAUGACCCCGUCAACGUCCUUGUCCGCGUCUAUGUCAUCAGGGCAACAGACCUGCACCCAGCAGACAUCAAUGGGAAGGCGGAUCCUUACAUUGCCAUUAAGCUGGGGAAGUCCGAAGUCAAAGACAAAGAGAACUACAUCUCCAAACAGCUGAACCCAAUCUUUGGAAAGUCCUUUGACGUAGAGGCCACCUUCCCCAUGGAGUCCCUGCUAACGGUGUCAGUCUACGACUGGGAUUUAGUGGGAACUGAUGAUCUCAUUGGCGAGACCAAAAUCGACCUGGAGAACCGUUACUACAGCAAGCACAGAGCCACCUGUGGAAUUGCGUCAAACUACGCCAUACACGGCUACAACGUGUGGAGGGACCCCAUGAAGCCGACCCAGAUCCUGACCAAACUGUGCAAGGAUGGAAAGCUGGACGGGCCUCAUUACGGCCCUGGGGGCAGAGUGAAGGUGGCCAACCGAGUCUACCUGGGACCGACCGAAAUCGAAGACGAGAACGGUCUGAAGAAGCAGACGGACGAGCACCUGGCCCUGACGGUGCUCAGGCACUGGGAGGACAUGCCGCGGGUGGGCUGCAAGCUGAUACCCGAGCAUGUGGAGACCCGACCCCUGCUGAACCCAGACAAGCCAGGGAUCGAGCAGGGCAGAAUUGAAAUGUGGGUGGACAUGUUCCCCAAGGAUAUGCCGGCACCUGGGCCUGCUAUUGACAUCUCACCCAGGAAGCCCAAGAAAUUCGAGCUGAGGGUGAUCGUCUGGAACACGGAUGAGGUCGUUCUGGAGGACGAUGACAUCUUCACUGGAGAAAAAUCCAGCGACAUUUUCGUGCGAGGUUGGCUGAAAGGUCAGCAGGAGGACAAACAGGACACAGACGUCCACUACCACUCGCUCACAGGAGAGGGCAACUUCAACUGGCGCUUCGUCUACCCGUUCGACUACCUGCUGGCCGAGGAGAAGAUCGUCAUGUCCAAGAAGGAGUCCAUGUUCGCCUGGGACGAGACCGAGUACAAGAUCCCCGCUCGGCUCAACCUGCAAGUGUGGGAUGCCGACCACUUCUCGGCAGACGACUUCCUGGGGGCGAUUGAGCUGGACCUGAACCGGUUCCCCCGUGGAGCGAAAACGGCAAAACAGUGCUCCAUCGACAUGGUGCUGAACGAGCAGGAGAUGCCCAUGGUGUCCAUCUUUAAGCAGAAGAGGAUCAAAGGCUGGUGGCCCUUCGUUGCCCGGGAUGAAAAUGACGAGCUGGAGCUCACGGGCAAAGUAGAGGCAGAGCUGCACCUCAUGACUGCCGAAGAGGCGGAGAAGAAUCCCGUCGGCCUGGGACGCAAUGAGCCAGAACCCCUGGAGAAACCAAAUCGUCCCGACACCACCUUCCUCUGGUUCAUCAGCCCAUUAAAAGCAAUCCGUUACCUCAUCUGCACCCGCUACAAGUGGCUGGUCAUUAAGAUCGUGCUGGCCCUGCUGGUGCUGGCAAUGCUAGGGCUCUUCAUCUACAACAUGCCGGGCUACAUGGUGAAGAAGCUUCUCGGGGCCUGA